AUGCCUGUUAGUACCACCGUCAUCCCCAUACCAUCUAUAACCAACGAGAAUUCUUCUGCCGUUAUAAUCCAAGACUCCAUACCUCCUCAUUCAAUCACUGAUAAUGACGAUGAUUCACCAAUUUCCACUUCAAAAUCUACUAAAGAUAUCAAUGUACGACCUCCUGAUGGUAAGUAUUUUAUUUGUUUUGGUGGUAGCGAUGAUUGA
Molecule: messenger RNA, 207 nt
Organism: Entrophospora candida
Lineage: Eukaryota; Fungi; Glomeromycota; Glomeromycetes; Entrophosporales; Entrophosporaceae
Source: the annotation of a GenBank genome assembly